AUGCGACCCGCCCUGCGUCUUCCCUUCAGGGAGGCUUUGUAUGUCUGCUCCAGCUGUAGACAAGAAGCCGUCCCACGGGGAGUUUCUCCCCUGACUCGCCAAUUCCGUCGCUACGCCUCCUCCGACUCUCCGAGCCUCCUCGAACGCACUCGCAGCAAGCUCUGGAAGACAGAGAAGCCGCCCGGGCCUGCGGAUCCAUACAGUGGAGAGUCGCAACUUCUGCGAGGGGCCGAGCCUGAAAAUGAGCAGGGUGUCGCGACGGGCGAGACCGAGGAGUCGGAGCUGAGCGCGGCGGACGGAUACAAGCAAGCCGAAACCUGGGAUGGGUUGGAGUCUAUUGGUUUUCUUCAGAAAGACAAAUGGGUCCAGGAGGGUACCCGUAAGGCCGAUAAAUAUGUGCCAUACGGCGCCGAAGUGAGAACUCGAUCUGUGCCAUAUGCACUUCACCAGACAACUGUGGAGUUAUGCUUGAUGAGCAUGCUGGGCAAGCCUUUGACCAGUGUGUGCGAUAUUCCGCGCCACAACCCUCAAAUCCUGAGCAUGCUCGACUCGUGCUACGUGGAUGCUUCCAACCCCAAGCAGUGGAACACUGCCCUCCGAUUCGCGGACCAGCAGAGCAUGGAAGCGCUUCUGUUCGUGUUCAAUCAGAUCGGCGGAGAAUCCACAGUCAAGGUUGAGCCAUCCGAACAGUUGAUCACCGACAAGUCCAGCAAGGAGGAUUCACACCGCCAGCUGUCUCUCGCUGACCCAGAUGUCAAAUUUGCCUUCGUCAAGCGUCUCUCCCAGCUCCUCGCUCGCCGAAUCUCCGACAAGGCCAUCACCUCAUCCUGGACCGUUGGCGACAUUCUCCCCGGCAUGGCCAUCCAGCUCAAGGAAAAGCCUAUCCAGGUCAAGAAGGUCCUGAAGAAGAAAGCUGCUUCCGGGCAGCUCCCGCCCAACCUGAAUUUCAGCCCCAAGCGCCUGAGCAAGCACCACGUGGAUGAAGAAUUUGGCCGGAAGAAGGCCGUCAUCUCCGAGUUCUAUCGCAGGGGGUACAUUCAAAAUUAG
Messenger RNA from Penicillium oxalicum, 1047 nucleotides. RefSeq names its product mitochondrial 54S ribosomal mL50 protein. The record is from RefSeq and is a predicted model, not a curated record. The transcript has 3 exons. The coding region runs from base 1 to 1047 and encodes 348 amino acids. Gene Ontology annotation, cellular component: mitochondrion. NCBI's taxonomy places the organism in Eukaryota, Fungi, Ascomycota, Eurotiomycetes, Eurotiales, Aspergillaceae.